Messenger RNA from Rhipicephalus microplus (southern cattle tick), 889 nucleotides. Its product is annotated as RYamide neuropeptides-like. The record is from RefSeq and is a predicted model, not a curated record. NCBI's taxonomy places the organism in Eukaryota, Metazoa, Arthropoda, Arachnida, Ixodida, Ixodidae.
CGCCAGCAGCAGCAUCAUGUUGAACGCCCGCACAUGGGCCGGCGCCCUGCUCGCCCUACUUGUGCUGAGCGUCACCUCGGCUGGCAAGGGCGCUCCCCAGUUCGUGCCCAACGGCCGGUACGGCCGCCGGAGCGUCACGCCGCCUCUCGCUGGUGUAUCGAGAGAUCUGACGGUGAACUUCUUCGGAGAUUCAAGCAUAUCCUGCGCUUACACAGGAUUCGCGGACAUCUACAGGUGUUCGAGGAAAACAUCCGAGGAUUACAAGGACACGUCGUUCGAAUGAAAAUGACCAGCUGCCGACUCCACCUAGCAGCGGUGACAUCUGACUGACUCCACAACUAUGUUCGCUAUGACCAGAAAGUGGAAAAAAAAAAGAUGACGGAUAGAAAUUGCAGCACAUCCUACGAAAAAUGUGUUGUUUUUUUUUUGUGACAAAUAGCGCCGAAUUUCUUCUAGCUGGGACAAUGCAUAUACGGUAAAACCACCAGGUGCUAAACGACGAAGCAGGGCUAUGAAAUAAAUUCGUUUGUUCCCUGCUCUACUUGCUGGUGAGACGAGGCGAUACCGAACGCCAGUUGAAUGAGAAUUAUUCCGAGCGUAUACGAACGACCUCAUAGUUCUACGAAACAAACGAAAAAAAAAAUUGCGCAUGUCGAAGUGUACACCGCGUCCGCUACUUACGACACCAUCCCGCGCCUUCUUUAUUGAUGCCUACGUCAUCUCCCUCCCCUCCUCCUAGUCCAGUGCUGAGCGAUCAUACAGUCACGUUUGACGCGAGGCUUCUAGAUGGAUUCGUGAUCGCCUAUACGUGCUCGAGCCGUGGCCUUUCGUAUGGCGCAGAAUCAAUCUUCCAUUUAUCCUGAAAACCUUUAUAGGUGAGCAAAAAUUU